Amoebophrya sp. A120 is the source of this 601-nucleotide messenger RNA. The record is from the annotation of a GenBank genome assembly. Lineage: Eukaryota; Dinophyceae; Syndiniales; Amoebophryaceae.
GAAUGGGAAUGCGCCGGGAACAAGGGGCGCCACAUCCUCGUCUGACAUUCGGUUGCAGCAAACAAAUCGCGUCCACCGCCGCAAGCAAAAUUACCAGUUUGACCACAACCUGAGCAACGCCGGCGCGGGAAAAAUCGUGCAACACAUUUAUGGAACACAGUACUACAACAGCAACACCUCCGGUGGAGGGGUAGCAGCACAUCUUCAGGUGCAUGGGCAUGGUGCGAUGAACUACAACCUCGGAACAAAUUUGAACAUAAACCCCUCCGAUCGCGAGGAAGAAAAAGCUCUGAACUCCCUGCAAGAGGUGAAACGACGGCUGCAACGGGAGCGCGCUGCGCAGAUGGACCUCCGAAUAGAGCUGAAGACGGCGCGGAGCGAAAUCGCGGUGCUAAGGAACAAUUUGCUGUACCACCAGCACGUGCAGGGCGAAUCGCCGACGAAGUUGACGGCCAAGCAGGAACGGGACAUCCAGAAGGAAGUCUUGAUGCGAGAAGAUCCCUCACCCGGGGCUGACGCCGUCAUGGCAAAAAGCACAGCAGGUAGUCGUAGUCCAACGGGUCGGGGGGGUACCAAGAGGAAACAGCGACCGCUAUCCGGC